Molecule: messenger RNA, 1999 nt
Organism: Lottia gigantea (owl limpet)
Lineage: Eukaryota; Metazoa; Mollusca; Gastropoda; Lottiidae
Gene: Syt16
Product: synaptotagmin 16
Exons: 7
Source: RefSeq, a predicted model, not a curated record
GUGCCAACAGAAGCAGUAGCAUUCCUGGGAGCUGUGGGAUUUUUCCUGGUUGUUCUUAUUUUAUUUUUCUGUUAUAUGAAUAAAACAUUAUGCUUUAAAAAUUGUGGUGGAUUCCCCUGCAUAGACAGACCUACAAAACAUAAAAAGGCCAAUUCUUUAGGUGAGUCCAUUUCUUAUAGUUUCACUACAAUGCACAAAUUUCUAAUAGAAAGAUAUCAUCAAUUUGCACCAUACGAAAUUUCAGUCAGAAGAAAAACUGCUGCUUCUCUUGCAGAAGAAGGUCAGUGUCUGUCAGAUGACCUUGAGAAAGAUAAACUAGAGGUCAGUGAUGGAGAAGGUGUUGAAGCAGAUGAAGAAGAUAAUCUAGCUGAAGGUGGAGUUGAAGAUGCUCACCAAUCUCCUACAGUAGAGGAAACAGCAGCUCUAGUACCAGCUGAUAAAGCUGGUGCCACAGCUGUCAGUAAACCAGUAUUUGAAAACAGAGGUUACGAGGGAGAAAGAACACCCAGUCAAUCUUUUACAUCCAGUAACCCUUCACUGUCCACAGAACGUCUCUCUAAUGAUGAGCAUCUGUUUGAUGUCAGUGAUCUACAAAAUGAACCACCAUUGAUAUCAAAAUGUGGUAAUUUAGAAGUUACAUUCCGUUAUGAAGCCAAACGAGGAAAGAUUCACAUUAAAAUCCUGCAAGCUCUAGAAAUUCCUGCAAAAGAUCGUGGUGGUGCAAGUCAUGUACAAGUUAGAGCUAUGUUGUUACCCACUAAACGUCAAAAACACAAAACAAAAGUGAAAACAGGAGAUAACCCUGUGUUUAAUGAAGAUAUUGUGUUUAAUAAAAUUUUCCCAGACAAUGUACAGAGUAUGGGAGUACGAUUCCGUCUGUACGGAGUUGAGAGAAUGAGACGAGAACGAAUGAUUGGAGAAAGUAUCGUGGGAUUUGCUUCAUUAAAUUUAGAUGAAGAACAAACACAUACUGUUGUUUUAGAACCAAGGAGUAAUUUAAGUGGUGAUUCAGGGUUUGAUGUUGCUAGUUUAUCGAAAAGUGACAGCGCCUCUUCUACACAGUCGUUACAACAUGGCGGAAUGCCAGAGUUGUUAUUAGGUCUGGGAUAUAAUGGAACCACUGGAAGAUUGGCAGUAGAAGUGAUCAAGGGCAGUAACUUUAGAAAUAUGGCUAUGAAUAGAGCACCAGAUACGUAUGUGAAAUUAACUUUAAUGUCACCAAGUGGUCAGGAAUUACAAAGAUGUAAAACAUCAGUAAGACGAGGACAACCAAAUCCGUUAUUCAAAGAAACGUUUAUGUUUCAAGUUGCCCAGUUUCAACUACCAGAAGUCACCUUGAUGGUGUCAGUUUAUAAUAAAAAGAAUAUGAAAAAGAAAGAAAUGAUAGGCUGGUUUUCUCUAGGUAUGAACAGUAGUGGUGAAGAGGAACAAGGACAUUGGAGUGAUAUGAGAGAAAGUAAAGGCGGAGAUCAAGUGUGUCGCUGGCAUGUCCUUCUCGAAUCUUAAAAAACCUCAAUACACUAAAAUUAUUCACAAGAUGUCUGAAUAUCAUUAGAGUCACACAGUGCAAGUAGAAAUAGAAAACACAUAACACUUUCAAAAAUAUCUGGGAACUACUCACAAAAGUCACAUCAUGUGUAUUGUUUUGUAGAAUAGUAGGAAAUAAUCACAAAGAUUUCAACAGUGAUUAAGUUAUUGUAUGAUUAUGGACUAUAGGAAAAGUCUAAUUGUGAAUUUUUCCUAACAAAUUUGACUUUAUGUAUUUAAAGGUUUGAUAGUGCUAAACUUUUAUCUGUGUCAUUUAGAAUAGACUGUAUGAAAAAUUAAGGAAUAUAAUUUUGAUAUAUGUAAUAAACACAAAGGUUCUCUACUAUAGUUUAGAGAAAAUUAUAUGAGUUGAAGAAAUUGAGAUAUGUACUCCCUAUUAUAACAGUGCAAUAUUUUAUAUUUCAUGUGAAUAUAGUAACUGCACUGAAAAAUAAGAAUAAUGUUAUUGAUA